This is a messenger RNA of Sitophilus oryzae (rice weevil), 1162 nucleotides long. RefSeq lists its product as uncharacterized. Gene Ontology annotation, cellular component: nucleus. The transcript has a single exon. The record is from RefSeq and is a predicted model, not a curated record. Bases 45 to 1085 code for a protein of 346 amino acids. NCBI's taxonomy places the organism in Eukaryota, Metazoa, Arthropoda, Insecta, Coleoptera, Curculionidae. Gene Ontology annotation, biological process: regulation of DNA-templated transcription.
CGUAACUUCGUGAGGACUUUGUUUUACGCGUGUUGUGAGUGAAAAUGGACCGAAAUAAAAGUGACAUAAAGUGCGACGAACCUCAUCAAACCAUCAUACCAACUAAGGCAGUGAAACGACCUUUUGACGUUGCUUUUCUGAUGCUUCCCGACGAAAAACUAGUCCAAAAAAACAACAAGAUCUCGAAAAAUGUAAUAAAUUUGGAGAAGGACAUCGAAACAUGCUUCAACAACAACGAUGAAGACGAGGAGGUUGAUAUAGAAGAAACUCACUGCGAGCAAAAGGUAAAUCACCAAAAAUUCUUCACGCAAAAACAACAGAUUUUUGAUGACCCGAAUUUGAUAAAAAACAAAAACUACGAUGGACUAAGAAAAACUUUUUGUGCUGAACAAAAAAGCGCGUUUACUAAAGUAAACAUGUCAAAAGAAUCAAGGCUCUCGCCUAAUUUAUCACUGAGUCCUGAUCUGAGCUACCAGAACUCACUGAGCCCUUCACCACCAAUAAUGAACAGAAACUAUCAGAACUUCUUGCCACAACACUCCCAAAACUCACAUCUAUUCAAAUCACAAACUAUACCAUCAUAUCAAACAAGUUUCAUUCCUGAAAACUUCCCCAACCAGCAGUCAGUGAUUGAAAGUCAUUUUCUGGCAAAAAACUCCGAAAUAAACUUCCAAAAACUUCGUCCAACGAUGUACAGGCCAGAACUCCCGUACAACUACCAACAGUUCCCUAAUCAAGAACUCCUAAAAAUAUCUUCUUCGCCUGAUAUAAGACACCCGGCAGCUGCAGCAAUUCUAACCUCACUACUACCCCCAUCUUUGGCGGCUUUAUCGUUACCGGCCCAAAACGUUUGUGCCAAAUGUAACAUAACCUUUCGGAUGACGUCUGACUUGGUGUAUCACAUGAGGUCUCAUCACAAGAACGACUCGAACGACAUGAACAAGAGAAGGAGGGAGGAAAAAUUGAAGUGUCCGGUUUGUGCUGAGUCGUUUAGAGAGAGGCAUCAUCUGACCAGGCAUAUGACAGCUCAUCAGGAUAAGGAGGAUGAUGAUAAAGAUAAAAGCAGUAAAAAGGAGGCGGUUUAAAUGAAUCAGAACUAUAGAUAAAAUAAUGUUGAUAAUUCAUAAGAUUUUUUUCGGUAAAAGAUUUUGAUUAAGGUACG